AUGGCGCUUGAGGAUUUCUUUACCCUAACAGAAAUAAAAGAUGGAUUCACGACCACUUCUCGUGUCAAAGAGCUCGUUUCUGCCAUGCAGAGUGAUAAAGAUUCAGUUCUGAAGAACGCUGGCGAUGCUUCUAGGCAGUGGACAGCUGUUGCAAGCACAAUUGCGGCCACAAAGAACAGAGAAUGUCUUGAUGUUUUUGUAAAUUUAGAUGGACUCCAAUACUUAAGUAGCUGGCUAGCUGAAGCUCAGGCGUUGGCUAACGAUUCGAUUGACAGUUCUGUAGAGGAGUCGAUUCUUGCUUUGUUAGAAGCUCUUGGAAACCUAGGUGUAGACAGUUCGAGGUUAGUUUCUUCUGGGAUAUUGGUUGCUGUCGAGAAACUUGUUGACCAUGGUAGCUCUCGGGUUCAGGAUCAGGCGAGAAAGCUCUUUGGUAGCUGGAAUGAUAAGGAAGCUCAUGGCCAGUCUGAACGUGACACUGAAAGCUGCAGCAAAGCUCAUGAAGAUGAGAUGAGAGUUGUAGCAGCGAGCGGGGAGAGCAGUGACCUAAAAUCCGCUGCUACUCUUUGUUCAACGCAAGGUGAUAAUGAAAAACCUAGUCCUGAAGUAGCAGAUGAAGCCAUGCUGUCAGGAGGCUCAGAAGAAAACAACCCAGAUCAAGAGAAGGGUGUGGAACUGCAAGACGACAAGGUUGAGGUUGGCUCGAAAGUGAAUUCCCAAAGCUCUGAUACGAUGGUUGAAACUUUAAAUGGCUCUUCUACCGAUGAUAUCAUGAAAGAAGUUGAAGAAAAUAUUUCUCUGCAGGAAAAAAGCUCUACGGAGGAGACAAUUGGUCCGGCAUUUUUUGGUAAUAUGCCUACUGGUCCUAGUAGCCUUCUUGAUUCAGAGCGCGCUAGUGUUGAAGGCCCAUCAAAUGCUCCAGUAGAUGCUGGAAAAGUGGGUGGAGCAGUAGCAGUGACAUCCAGUUCAGCAGGACAUGUAGCCGUGUCUUCUGAUUCUGUUAUUGCCAGUAUGGAGUUGGAGAGAAAUAGUGUUUUGCAGAGUAGUCUUGAUUCAAAUGAGGUGAGCAGGAAUGCAUCUGAGACGAUAUGUGGGUCACAUGAUGUGAACAUAGCCCAUAAUAGCAAAGAUGUGCCUUCCUUGUCUCAUGUAACGGACAAUCAGGAUUCUGACAAUUCAUCAAGAUUAUCAGGUGGCCAUGGUAGAAAUAGCAAAGUUGAGAGUGACAAUAUGACUGCUCAUGCUGACAAUGAAGAACAAAAAGAUGAUAAGGGCCUUUCUAACAGAGAGAGAAGAGUAAAACGGAGAAAAAACCGCAGGUCAAUGACCAUAUCCCAGCGCCUUGGAGCAAUUGACAAAACAACAGCUGAUAUAGACCUUGGUAUUUUGGAUGCCUUGGAGGUCGCUACCAAAGUCGCACAGGAAGUCGCAAGAGAAGUGGACUCUGAAGAAUCUUCUCGCAGUUCUUCAGGAGAACUAUCUGAUGAAAGCGGGCAGUCUGGUUCACAAGACUCUCGCAAUGAUGAUCUACACACAGGUUCUCCAUCCAAGGGAUUAUCAGUGGGUGAAGGCCAUUCCUCUGAGAACAAACAUGUUGGGGAUGACGAUGUAAUGGAUGAGGAGAAUAACAAACUUGAAAAUGGGAUGAUGGAUAGUGAUGAUGUUGAAGAAAAGCACAUAGAAGCAGCUGCCAAAUCUGAAGUAGGCAGAGAGAAAAGCCCAUGUGGUUUCGAUCUCAAUGAUGAUAUUUGCCCCGAUGAUACAGAUGUCAUUAUGUCCUCCAUAUCCGAUACGACGCCCACCGCUACUAUUAUGUCUGUUUCACAUUCUGGAAUGCCUGCAGCAGCACCGUUACAGUUCGAAAGAUCGGCUGCUUCUAGUGUAUUUCACCCAGCCUUACCUCAUAAAGUUCCUAGUGGGGAUUCAAGAGAAAAGCAGGUGGUUUCCCGUGGUAUCGAUCUGAAUGUGGCUGAGGUAGGAGAUGAUCAUGUUGAAGAAGUAAGUCCCUGGAAACAGUUUCAUUUCGCCUCAUCGAACUCGAGGGGUGGAGGAGAGUCUUCACAUGAAGCUAAUCUCAGAGGAUCAGGCAGGUUCAACCUGGAUUUGAACUGUACAAACGACGACGACGACAUGCCUCCACCCUCUUCGAAGAUGGAAACAAGAUUGUUUCUAAGUCACAGUGGUCAGCAAAGUGCAUCACCCGUCUCCUCACAGUCCGUUGCUCAGCAAUCAGGCAAGGAAGUAAGCUUUGAUUUGAAUGACAGGCCACAGUUUUUCAUCGACUCACGUGAUCAGGGUCCCUACCAUGGACAUCACCCAUGGAUCACAGCUCCCUAUGGAGGUCACAAGUUGGAAGAGCCAGGUAUUUCCAUCUUGGGUACAAAAGUGGACGUUGACAGAAAAGACUCUGUCUCCCAAAUGGCUUCGUUCUUGUCCAACGGUAAGUCCCUCGAGCCCGCACCGGGACUAUACAUGGGAAGAACCGGAAACUCUUUGGGUUUAUCUCCUGGUGUCUCCUUUUCUCCAGCUCCUAUGUAUGGCUACAACGGUUUGACUGGUCCUCCUGGUUUGUCAAUGUCGUCAUCUCCCAUGUAUGUUCCUGGAACAGCUAUUCCAUACAUGGUGGACUCAAGGGGUGCACCAAUGAUGAUGCCUCAGAUGAUGGGCUCGUCCCCAUACGCGCAGCCACCAUUCCCUCCGCAACACAUGUUCAUGAGCUUGGCGGGUGGAUCGGCUAGUAUGAAUGGAUCAGUGCGGCCACACUAUGAUCAGAGCUCUGGGUUUGGGGUUGAGAUGGGAAACAGAGAGUCGUUAAGUUUGAGGCAGUUUCUAUCACCGGAACAAAGCGGGGCACUGGGAGAGCAUUCGGGAGCAAAUGUAGAGCCCUCGUCGAGUUCUUCUGCGAGCGUUGGUGGUAAGAGGAAAGAGCCGGAGACACGUUGGGAGUUUCCUUCAUGGAGGUGA
This is a messenger RNA of Microthlaspi erraticum, 2961 nucleotides long. The record is from the annotation of a GenBank genome assembly. Lineage: Eukaryota; Viridiplantae; Streptophyta; Magnoliopsida; Brassicales; Brassicaceae.